GAGUCUGAGUCGUGACUCAGAGGCCCGCGGGGCGCCCAGCGUGGUAGCGGGACGAGCGGCGUGGGCGCCGUGCCGAGACCCGGACGUUGGAGGGGUGUCACAUCCGGCAAGAGGGGGCGGGCCUCGCGGACCCCGGAAGUGUGGGCGUGGGCUGUGGUUUAACCCGCGGCGGCUGUGGCGGCGGCGGCAGCCCCAGCAGGGAAGGAUGGAGACCCUGAAAGAGAAGACUCUGGAGGAGCUGGAGGAGAUGCAGAAUGACCCGGAGGCCAUUGACCGGCUGGCCCAGGAGUCCCCCGAGGUCCAGGACCUGCAGCUGGAGCGGGAGAUGGCACUGGCCACCAACCGGAGCCUGGCUGAGCAGAACCUGGAGUUCCAAGGUCCCCUAGAGAUCAGCCGCUCUAACCUCUCGGACAAGUACCAGGAGCUCCGGAAGCUCGUGGAGCGGUGCCAGGAGCAGAAGGCAAAGCUGGAGAAAUUUUCUUCAGCACUGCAGCUGGGGACCUUGUUAGACCUCCUGCAAAUCGAAGGCAUGAAGAUUGAAGAAGAGUCUGAGACCAUGGCUGAGAAGUUCCUGGAGGGCGAGGUGCCUUUGGAGACGUUUCUGGAGAACUUUGCCGCCAUGAGGAUGCUGUCGCACCUGCGCCGGGUUCGUGUGGAGAAGCUCCAGGAUGUGAUGAGGAAGCCCAGAGUCUCCCAGGAGCCUGCCGGUGACGCCCCUCCACUCCGCCCGCCACCCCCGCCUCGCCCCGUCCCCCAGGCCAGGCCCCCUGUGGCUGAAGAGCAGCCACCCCCGCCACUGCAGCCAUCAGGGGUGCCUCCCUACCCUUUGCCCUACAGCCUGCCUCCCGGCAUGCCCAUGGGCCCCACCGCCCAGGGCGCGCUCCCUCCGGCCCCCUUCCCGGGGGUGCCUCAACCCUCCUUUUCCUACAGUGGGCCCGUGGGCCCCCCUUACCCGUCAGCCCAGCCGGGACCCAGGGCUGCUGCGGGCUACUCCUGGUCCCCACACAGGAGCACACCGCCCCAGCCUGGCUAUUCUGUGGCCCCCACUGGUGCCUCUGGCCCCGGGUACCCCUUGGCGGGGGGCCGGAACCCGAGUCCUGGUUAUCCUCAACAGCCCCCCUACCUCUCAGCAGGAGGAAAACCUCCCUACCCAACGCAGUCCCAGCUCCCGAGCUUCCCAGGCCCCCACCAGCCCCCCUACCCCCCCGGGCCUGCCCCUCCCUAUGGGUUUCCUCCACCUCAGGGUCCUGCCUGGCCCAGGUAUUAGACACUGCCCUGGCCCUCGGCCCCUCCCUACUUCCACCUGUACCACAACCUUUGGCCCACCCACUGCUGAGAUUCGAGGUUAAAUUAGAAGUGGAGUUGGCACUGCCUGUGCACUUGGCGGACCUGGCCGGGAUGAUGCGGAUCCCCAGAAAGGCACGGGCAGUGUGACAGGCUCGGCCGCAGCAGGCCGUCACGGCACUUAGCAGCCUCCCCGGGGAGGGAGUGCCUCUUUUCAGUCACUGGCUUUAGCUUGUCUCUUGGGAGCCAAGCUGGGAGUUCACCUCUCCACGGGUGUCUGUACGAGUGAGCUGUGCAUCUAUGAACAUCUCCUCGUGCCUAUACUCCCGGACACCUGAACCCAGUGCAGUUAUCUCGGUGACGGGCUGGCCAGUCUCAGGCCCCUGCCCACCCUCCUCCCUGGGAUUUGGCACAUUUGGGCUGGUGCCCACAUUAAGGGAUGCAGCUCUGUGUCUCUCCGGUCCAUUCGAGGAUGGCCUGCCCCAUGUACCAUGGCUAGGGGUGGAUCAGAGGGAGAGAACGGAGUUAGGAAAAACACUUCAUGAUUUAUAAGUCACAUAAAGCCAUAAUCGAACUCUGAUGGGCUGACGUCAGAUAAACUUGUCCUAUGGGCUGAUUUGAAUGACAGCAGCAGAGCCAGCCUGGUGAGAAAACUGGGGAUUAUGCAGGUGGACCCCAGGCCUUGCUUGCACUGGUUGGAAAAUCGGGGAUUGGGGGGAGCUGUCUUGGAUCCUCUGGCCCAGGAGAUUGUCCCAUUGGGACUCACCAAGGAGCGGAGGGCCAGGUCUCCUCCCCGGCCGCCGCCUUUUCUGGUUGACUUUUUCUGUGGCCCACCGUGUCUGUCCGCUCCUGUAGUGCCUUGAAUCUCAUUCGCAGAAGCCCCCUCCCGUCAUCCCCUGCCUCCGGCUCCCGUGACAUAAUUCUCCCUUCAUCCCCAAUGUGCCUCCUAAGACAGACAUCAAAAGACGCCCUAACAGUAACCUCCCAAAUGGUGCUUCUGAAACACCAUCACUCCGUCGGAGUCCAUUCUCUGCAUCUCUCUCGUUUUCAGAAUGUAAAGGGCAAGGAUUGUGACUUCUGCGCCCCACGCAACCCCCAGCACCUUGGGGGUUUAAGCAUAUUCAGUAAUGAAACAUGACAGUAGACCAAAGGGCGUGUAAUGAACAAGCAUUAACUUGGUUGUUCCAGAUGUGAACCAGGUCUCAAGGGCAGACCCUGGAGCUGCUAUCGGUUAGGAAGUCAUAUGUGCCUUGAAAUGUCCACUACACGAGUACCCAGCAUCUGGUGGCCUGGGGUGCUGGGGGCCAAUGAGGAAACUCGACCUUCUGGUGCCUGCCCCCUCCCGGCCUGCGUGCCAUCAGUGGGUGCGUGGACGAGAUGCUCGAUGAGUGCUGUCAGUUCCUUGCCAAUUGUGCUUGCUCUCAUAAGUUAUUUAUAAAGAGAAAUCCCUAAUGGACUCUACUAGUCCGAGGGCUUCGGAACUAGAUGAACGACCGCCGGUGUGUUGUAUAAAUAAUUUCGACCGCCGGUAUGUUGUAAAAAUAAUUGCCAUAAUAAACUUUGAGGAGUUCC
Molecule: messenger RNA, 2856 nt
Organism: Pteropus alecto (black flying fox)
Lineage: Eukaryota; Metazoa; Chordata; Mammalia; Chiroptera; Pteropodidae
Gene: VPS37C
Product: VPS37C, ESCRT-I subunit
Exons: 5
Coding region: 206-1267 (353 amino acids)
Biological process (GO): protein targeting to vacuole; protein targeting to membrane; ubiquitin-dependent protein catabolic process via the multivesicular body sorting pathway
Cellular component (GO): ESCRT I complex
Source: RefSeq, a predicted model, not a curated record